CUUCCAUCCUUUGGCACAACUCAGUCUGGACUGUCAGUUGGAGGACUAACACAUGGGAAUGACACCACCUGUCAGAAGACGAGGUCUGAACCCAAAACCAGAGAGGAGUUCUUGAAAUAUUCCUGUCAGCUCACAUUGGAUCCCAACACAGCACAUAAAGAGCUGCGUCUGUCUGAGGGGAACAGGAAGGUAACAUGGAGUGAUAACGACCAGCUUUAUCCUGACCAUCCAGACAGAUUUACCACCUACGCUCAGGUGUUGUGUAGAGAGGGUCUGUCUGGAGCCUGCUACUGGGAGGUGGAGUGGACCGGAGUGGAGGUUUGUAUAGCUGUCUCAUAUAAAGGGAUCAGCAGGAGAGGACAUAAUGAGUGGUUAAGAAGCAGUAAUCAGGCCUGGUGUUUGGAGUGUGGUGCCUCUAGCUGCUACUUCUAUCACAAUGAUAAACAGACUGACAUACCAGUCCCCCGCUCCACCAGAGUAGUAGGAAUGUACUUGGACCACAAGGCAGGAACUCUGUCCUUCUACAGUGUCUUUGACACAAUGACCCUUCUCCACAGAGUCCAGACCAAUUUCACUCAACCCCUUUAUCCUGGGUUCUAUGUCACUACGUCUCUCAAGAUACUGACACCGACACAGUGAUGAGUUACAGUGAGUUACAGUUAUACAGUUAAAAUUAAGACAAGCAAAAGGGUCAGAAUAGUGACCGGAAAGAUCCAUAUUAUAAGAUGUUAAGAAGUAUUACCAAGUUUAAAUAAAUGUGCACAUAAAUUAUCCUGAUUCUAUUGCCUUAGUGCAUUUUUCUAAAAUGG
This is a messenger RNA of Salvelinus namaycush (lake trout), 809 nucleotides long. RefSeq names its product tripartite motif-containing protein 16-like. The annotation marks the transcript as partial. The record is from RefSeq and is a predicted model, not a curated record. The transcript is spliced from 2 exons. Gene Ontology annotation, molecular function: protein binding. Lineage: Eukaryota; Metazoa; Chordata; Actinopteri; Salmoniformes; Salmonidae.